AAAUGAAUGCAGGUCUGGAGACGAAGACUCACGCAUGAAUGAAUAAUAACCAAUCCCAAACGAGAAUGCAUCGUCUUCUGAGCUCUCUAUGCCUGGCGCUGCUGCUUCUGGCCACAGUUUCCCUGGGAAAUGCGCAGACAACAAGUCGACUGACCGUCGACUCACAUGACAUCACCGUUCUUCUGCACUCAAACGAGACGUUUGUGGUUUUUGCCAACCAGCUGUUGGACAACGAUGUGCAGGUUACGCUGAAGACGGACUCUGAAAACCACUUGGGCCUAGAUCCUGUAACGUUCCUCUAUCCGGCCGGCAGUACCCAGAACCAGACCGUGGUGAUAACAGGCCUGAACGCGGGCUACGUUCAAGUCACCGCCGAAGCCACUGCUGAAAAUGCAGAAAUGCUCGAGGAUGUCUUUGUGCGCGUGACGGUGGCCAAGUCGCGGGGGCUCAUCUACACCUCGAUCGUGUUUGGUUGGGUGUACUUUGUGGCUUGGUCUGUGUCGUUCUACCCACAGAUCUGGAUCAACUACCGCCGCAAGUCGGUGGAGGGGCUCAACUUUGACUUCCUUACCCUGAACAUUGUGGGCUUCACCCUGUACAGCUUGUUCAACUGCGGCCUGUACUUCAUCGAGGGUCUGCAGGACGAAUACGAGGCGCGGCAUCCGCAUGGUCUGAAUCCGGUGAUGCUGAAUGAUGUGUUCUUCUCUCUGCACGCCAUGUUCGCAACCAGCAUUACGAUAAUUCAGUGCUUUAUCUACGAGAGGGGCCAGCAGAAGGUGUCAUUUGUUGCCUACGGAAUCCUGGGAAUCUUUGCAGUGGUCGUGAUUGUGUCCGCCGGCUUGGCCGGGGGCUCCGUGAUCCACUGGCUGGACUUCCUGUACUACUGCAGCUACGUGAAGCUAACUAUCACCAUCAUUAAGUAUGUGCCGCAGGCACUGAUGAACUAUCGCAGGAAGAGCACCGCAGGUUGGAGCAUUGGCAAUAUCCUGCUGGACUUCACGGGCGGCACGCUGAGCAUGCUGCAGAUGAUCCUAAAUGGCCACAACUAUGAUGACUGGGCGUCCAUAUUCGGGGAUCCAACCAAAUUCGGUCUGGGUCUUUUCUCCGUGCUCUUUGAUAUAUUCUUCAUGCUGCAGCACUACGUGUUUUACAGACAUGCGAAAGAGCAAUCGAGCUCUGACCUCACCAUUGUGACGGAGGCGGCCCAGAAUCAAGGGAAAGAUGACUCGCCGAACGAUGUGACGAAUGGAAAAUAUUAAAACUUUUAUCAGUGUGUGCUCUAUAAGACUUUUGUGCCAGUAGCGCUUUUCUGUACAUUCUACAGUUGUAAAUAUAUUUGUACGCAUAAGCUUUAUAUAAA
Drosophila kikkawai is the source of this 1360-nucleotide messenger RNA. RefSeq names its product cystinosin-like. Gene Ontology annotation, molecular function: L-cystine transmembrane transporter activity. Gene Ontology annotation, cellular component: lysosomal membrane. The record is from RefSeq and is a predicted model, not a curated record. NCBI's taxonomy places the organism in Eukaryota, Metazoa, Arthropoda, Insecta, Diptera, Drosophilidae. Gene Ontology annotation, biological process: L-cystine transport.